GGCCGGCGGCUGCGAGGCGGCCUGCAGGGAGCAGCCGCGAGCCGGCCGGGCGUGCGGAGCCGGAGCCCCAGCCGGAGUGGGGCGGGGGAGGGAGGAGCCAGAGCGGCCGCCGCCUCUGCCGGAGGAGCCGCGGGGCCGCCACACUCGCCCCCCGCCCCCCCCCCGCGCUCACUAGCACUCACACCCCGGCGCUGGAGGCGGGCGGCCCGGGCCCCACCGGCCCCCCAUGGACGCCCCCGGCACGGGGCGCUGAGACCCCCGCGUCGUUGCCCAACUCGGUUCAGCGCGCCAAGCCAAGACAUCUCCAGGAACGACAAGACACGGAAGACCUCCCAGCUCCUAACCCAGUACCAUUCACCAACCCAGCUUGCCCCUAGCUCUCCCACCUGCCACUCCCUGGCCCCUCCCACCACUCCCCUCACCCCUUUGGGGCGCAGGGCAUGGUGUGAAAGGCUGAGUACUGAGGCGGGUACCAUGGGUGCUGUGCCCUAGGGCCUGGGAGGCGGGGGGUGGGUGGCCUGUGGGCGUUGCAGGGGGGGGCAGUGUGCCCACCCCAGUCUCUUGGCGUGCUGGAGGGCAUCCUGGAUGGAAUUGAAGUGAAUGGAACAGAAGCCAAGCAAGGUGGAGUGUGGGUCGGACCCAGAGGAGAGCAGUGCCAGGUCACCAGAUGGAAAGCGGAAAAGAAAGAAUGGCCAAUGUUCCCUGAAAACCAGCAUGUCAGGGUAUAUCCCUAGUUACCUGGACAAAGACGAGCAGUGUGUCGUGUGUGGGGACAAGGCGACCGGUUAUCACUACCGCUGUAUCACUUGUGAGGGCUGCAAGGGCUUUUUUCGCCGCACAAUCCAGAAGAACCUUCAUCCCACCUACUCCUGCAAGUAUGACAGCUGCUGCGUCAUCGACAAGAUCACCCGGAACCAGUGCCAGCUGUGCCGCUUUAAGAAGUGCAUCGCCGUGGGCAUGGCCAUGGACUUGGUUCUAGAUGAUUCGAAGCGGGUGGCCAAACGCAAGCUGAUCGAGCAGAACCGGGAGCGGAGGCGAAAGGAGGAGAUGAUCCGAUCGCUGCAGCAGCGACCAGAGCCCACUCCUGAAGAGUGGGAUCUGAUCCAUGUUGCGACAGAGGCCCAUCGCAGCACCAAUGCCCAGGGUAGCCAUUGGAAGCAGAGGCGAAAAUUCCUGCCGGAUGACAUUGGCCAGUCACCCAUUGUCUCCAUGCCGGAUGGAGACAAGGUAGACCUAGAGGCCUUCAGCGAGUUUACCAAGAUCAUCACCCCGGCCAUCACCCGUGUGGUGGACUUUGCCAAAAAACUGCCCAUGUUCUCCGAGCUGCCUUGCGAAGACCAGAUCAUCCUCCUGAAGGGGUGCUGCAUGGAGAUCAUGUCCCUGCGGGCAGCUGUCCGCUAUGACCCUGAGAGCGACACCCUGACCCUGAGUGGGGAGAUGGCGGUUAAGCGGGAGCAGCUCAAGAAUGGCGGCCUGGGUGUAGUCUCUGACGCCAUCUUUGAACUGGGCAAGUCACUCUCUGCCUUUAACCUGGAUGACACGGAAGUGGCUCUGCUGCAGGCUGUACUGCUGAUGUCAACAGACCGCUCCGGCCUGCUGUGUGUGGACAAGAUUGAGAAGAGUCAGGAGGCGUACCUGCUGGCCUUUGAGCACUACGUUAACCACCGCAAACACAACAUUCCACACUUCUGGCCCAAGCUGCUGAUGAAGGUGACUGACCUCCGCAUGAUCGGGGCCUGCCACGCCAGCCGCUUCCUCCACAUGAAAGUCGAGUGCCCCACCGAACUCUUUCCCCCACUCUUCCUCGAGGUCUUUGAGGAUCAGGAAGUCUAAAGCCUCAGGCGGCCAGAGGGUGUGCGGAGCUGGUGGGGAGGAGCCUGGAGAGAAGGGACAGAGCUGGGGGUUGAGGGAGAACCCCCCCACCUCUUCUCUCCUUCCUCCCAUCCUUGGAUAGCUGCAGCUCCCAUACACCCCUGCACUGCCCAGUCCCCCUCAGAACCUCCAGCCCUCUGACAGGGCAACAAAUGAACUUGCUAUGAAAGACAGUGUGGGAGACUGGGACCUAAGUCCUAGAAUUUCUGGGACCCCCCCCCCAGCCUCUAAGGAACUAGGGGAAGGGAGGAAGAACUGAGAGGGACGAGCCAUCCUGAUUGUAGGGUCAGGAGGAAUGAGGAAUAGGGGCAGAUGCCCUCACUCACCCCUAUACACACAGGAGAGCCCUGCCAAGUUCCUUGGCCUAGAUUUCCCUUCAGGCCACAGGUCUCUACUUCCCCAAAUACCUGGGUCCUAGGUGCAAAGGACAGCUUGGCUUGGUUUGGCUCCUCCCCUGGAGGCUAAAAAUGGUCGUCACCCUAACUGCACUUUGGAAAACCAAGCGAGGGGAGAAUAUAAAUGAAGAAAAACUAGACAGAAAAGAAAAAAAAGACAAAAAAGAGAGUGUUAGAGAGAGAGAGACAUAGAGAGAGAGAGAUGAUAUUAAGUUAUUAGCUGAGGCUGGCCCAAGGGGAAGGACCCCCCCCCUUUCCCACCCCCAUGCACUUUGAGAGCUGCCCUUCCCACCCCCAGAGAGAUGCCCCCAGCAGACCUCCAAGGCUGCUGGUUUGAGCUGUGGAGCUGUGAGGCGACACAACAGGGUCCUGGCACCCCCCUUGCCUUGCCCCCACCCCUGUGCCCCUUUGGCACUGCACCCCAGUACUUCCUCUGCUCUGCCACUCGUGCCCGCUGAGUUCCAUCUACCUCUCACGCUGGAUGCCAGCUGGCCCCUCACCAGCCUGCCCUGUUGCCCACACAGCUCCCCUUUCAAGUGCCCAGCCCCAGGGGCCUCCUGUCCCCCUCCUGCUAUACCUUGGCACCCACACACAGGAAAAACUGUGGCCCAGGCUCCUUCCCUCCUCAUAUCCUGCAGUAUUAGCUACAAUCCAGAUGCUGCUGCAUGGGGGGUGGGGUGGACGUGUGUCUCCCAGAACCUCCGCCCCUGUGGGACUCCGUUUCCUGUCUGUUUUCUGGGCUCCCUUUGCCCUCCGUACUGACUCCCACUUGACGCACUAAGCCAGACGUAGGGCAGGUUGGCGUGCAGUGGGAGUGUUUCUAUCAGUGGCACUUAGGGGCCCAGGGGAGGAGGCAGUUGGCGCUCCUCCGAUUUUCUUUGAAGCUCUUUAGGCCAGCCACCCCUCUGCCCCUGGGAACCCACUCCCCUCUUCUUUUCUAAUUCAGGGACUUUGGCUUGAGCCAUCUCCCACCCUCUGGUGAGGAGUGCUCUGUUGGUCUGCCCUUGGGUGAGCUGCCCUCCUCCUCCGUCUCCUCCCCUUGGCUACAGCCCACUCCUCUGCAGAGAGAGAGAGAGGGCCGGAGGAAGUGGCCCUCCCAUGAGUGGGAGGGAAGGGAGGAGAGGGAGAAACUGAGCAGACCAGUGGCCCUGGGCUCAGGGCUGCAUGUCGGCAGGGAUGGAUGGGUGGACAUAGAUGCCCCCCGGAAGCCAUUGGGGAAUGACUGGGGCAGGGGGCGGGUGAGGGGGUGCCAGGGCUUCCUGCGCUUUGCACUAUUGGGGCAAAAAAUGUCUUAAGCAGUGGGGAACCUGCCACCCCACUCUGACCCUCAGCCUGCCACAGCCCCUACACACACACACACACACACACACACACACACACACACACACACACACACAGAGGAAGGCAAUGCUUUGCUGUCCCCAGGGCAGUGUCCUCUGCCACUGUUCAGGUGUUCCAACUGGGCAGAGGACCUGGAGGAACACCUCCUGUCACCUGUGCAUGUGCCUGCCCCACCCCUGGGGCCCCUGGGCCACCUGUGCUAUCUUUAUCUCUAUCCUCUUUCUCUCUCCUGGGGUACUGAUUUCCAUAUUCCUCCAGUCCCAUGGGUAAACCCUCUCUCAUACCCCCCCCCCAUAUCUGGGGGCCCAGUGGAGUUCCUGACCUGCCUGCUGUCUCCCUUCCCCUGGCUCCACUCCUCCCUUUCCAUUCCCAUUCUCAGCCAUGGGCAUGGCCUCUUACAGGCACUUGGGAAUCCCCCCCCUUCCCCAAAUCAUAUGAGCUGUGAGCCCCUUCCCCUCAGCCCUUCCCCUUCCCCUCAGUGAUGUGGAGUGUGUGUGUGUGUGUUCCUGUGUGUGAAUGUAUGAGUGACUAUAUGUUGUGGGGAGGAGCCAGAGAGACUCAGGAGUGCCACGCACCUGUUCUAGAGAGGCAGCUGUCCCAGUCCCUGCUGUGGAAGUGGGGGACAGGGCCCUCUCCUGGGGGCCAUUGGUGCUAAUGGGGGGUUGGCCUUGGCAUGGGUGCUUAGCAUGCCUUCCCCCAGUGUUGGCCCGGGGCACUAGGGCAGGCCGGGUGGGGCAGCAGGUGCAGUAUUGAUGGGAGGAUGGGUUGCUGGGAGAAGGUUGGGGGGGCCAGGCCAGGACAAGGGGGUGCCAGAGCCAUGACCACUACCCUGCCCCACCACUGCCUCUCCAUCUCAGUAUCCCCCUCCCAUCACUUAGAACACACAUACCUCAUCCAGCCUCCUCCCUGCUCAGACUUGGGGAGGGUGGGGGAGGAGGAGCCCCUACCCCUUCCCUGGGUGGUGGGUCUACAGGGCUGGGAGAGGGCAGGGCAGGGCGUGUGACAGACACCGUCCACUAGGGGGAACGUACUUCCUGCCCUAGGAACUCCUGGGUGGAGGGGGACACUACCCAGAGGCGCUACUGAAUGUAUGAGAAGCUGGUGCUGGGGUGGGGGGAGGGGGUUUAUGCCUAGAAAACAGGGAAGGAGAUAGGUCCCUUCUCUAGAGAGGGGUGGGACCGGUAGGGGUGACUUGAGGGGCUCCUACUCCUGCCCCACAGUUGACAAUCAGUAUGUCUGUUAUGUGCGAUUUUUCACCCCAUUGUGUUUUGGGUCAGGAUUUUAAAGAAAGAUAUUUUUAUGGUAAUUGUUGCUCGUCUAUUUUACUAUAUAUUUAUGUAAUAAAUAUAUGAUGAAAAUAACCCCCUUGGGCACCCCCCCCUUAGACUUGCGUGCUGUUUCCCCAUAUUCUUCCAUCUGCUGGCAGAGUACCCACCCCACAAGCUAACCAGAUGGAGAGGUGCCCCCCCCAGCCUUGGCAGUAGUCCCCUCCACCCCCACCCCCCAAAACGAGCACACAUCACAGAAGCCAACUCAGCUGUGAA
Messenger RNA from Chionomys nivalis (European snow vole), 5152 nucleotides. RefSeq names its product thyroid hormone receptor alpha (gene Thra). Gene Ontology annotation, molecular function: zinc ion binding; nuclear receptor activity; RNA polymerase II cis-regulatory region sequence-specific DNA binding. NCBI's taxonomy places the organism in Eukaryota, Metazoa, Chordata, Mammalia, Rodentia, Cricetidae. The record is from RefSeq and is a predicted model, not a curated record. Gene Ontology annotation, biological process: thyroid hormone receptor signaling pathway; negative regulation of transcription by RNA polymerase II; retinoic acid receptor signaling pathway. Bases 601 to 1833 code for a protein of 410 amino acids. The transcript has 9 exons.